Messenger RNA from Pneumocystis murina B123, 2443 nucleotides. RefSeq lists its product as hypothetical. The record is from RefSeq and is a predicted model, not a curated record. Bases 50 to 2443 code for a protein of 797 amino acids. Gene Ontology annotation, cellular component: small-subunit processome; 90S preribosome; nucleolus. Gene Ontology annotation, biological process: endonucleolytic cleavage to generate mature 5'-end of SSU-rRNA from (SSU-rRNA, 5.8S rRNA, LSU-rRNA); endonucleolytic cleavage in 5'-ETS of tricistronic rRNA transcript (SSU-rRNA, 5.8S rRNA, LSU-rRNA). The transcript is spliced from 9 exons. NCBI's taxonomy places the organism in Eukaryota, Fungi, Ascomycota, Pneumocystomycetes, Pneumocystales, Pneumocystaceae. Gene Ontology annotation, molecular function: U3 snoRNA binding; protein binding.
AUUUUUAGUGUUAAGGUAUACAAGUCUUGAUGAGGAAAUAUUAAUUUUGAUGUCUUUACUAUCAAAAGCCACUGUUCUAAAAACUAGUUUUGUAAUUGAAAAAACCAUAGAGCCUAUUUAUACUGGUGGGGGUUUUUCUUUGUCCAAUGAUGGAUAUACAUUUGCCAGUUCGUUAGGAGAAAAUGUUAAAAUAACUAAUAUUGAUACAAGAGAAAAGAUAUGUCUUAUAAAUGGAGAUUUAGAAAUAAUUACUUCUUUGGCAUUGGUAUUAGAUGGAACUAGAUUAAUAAUAGCUUCUAGAUCGUUGAUGCUUUAUCAUUAUCAGAUUCCAUCGGGAGAUCUUAUUUAUUCCUUAAAGGCUCAUGAUGCACCUAUUAUGGUUAUGGAAUCGGAUGUUACUUCAAGCUUAAUAGCUACAGGAGGUGCAGAGGGUUCUGUUAAAGUUUGGAAUAUAAAAGGAGGAUAUAAUACUCACAAUUUUAAAGGGCAUGGUGGUGUUAUUUGUGCUAUUAAAUUCUCUAAAGAGAUUAAGAGAAGGAAAGAUAGGUGGUUGUUAGCAUCUGCUGCUGAUGAUUAUAAAAUAAAGAUAUGGGAUUUAGUUAAAAAUUGCUGUCUUUCUACCCUCGAUGGCCAUUUAAGUCUUAUUCGUGGUUUAGACUUUUCAUAUGAUGAAAAAAUUCUUGUGAGUGGAUCAAGAGAUACGAUUUUAAAUUUUUGGGAUCUUAAUAUAUUUAAAUUAAAAAAAUCUGUGUGCUUGUAUGAGACAAUAGAAUCCGUUCAAUUUCUUCCAAAAGGUCUUUUAGUAGAUAACAGUCAAUUGAUAGUAACUGGAGGAAAUAAAAAUAUUAUCCGUUUUUGGGAUUAUGUUUCUGGAUUAGAAAUUAACCAAAUAUGUGUUUCUAAAUUGGAAGAUAUUACUAUUUGUGAAAUAGUAUAUAAUAGUGAAAGAAAUAUUUUGCUUUCCAUUCUAUCAGAUAAUUCUUUAAUAAUUUAUUCUCUCUCUUCCUUACAGUUUCCUAUACUUGGGAAAAUAGCAGGAUAUCACGGUGAGAUAAUUGAUUGUACAUAUAUAGGAAAUGAUAAUUCUCAUAUUGCUAUUGCUUCUAAUUCUCGGAUUAUUAGUAUAAUAAAUUGUUUUAAUUUAGACUUUAAUUUUUUAAAUGGACAUAAGGAUAUUGUCAUUUGUCUUGUUGCUAGCAAAAAUGGGCAAUGGCUUGCAUCAGGUUCAAAAGAUAAUGAAGCAAGGUUAUGGAAAUUUGAUACAGAAUCUAACAAUUUUGUAAAUGUUGCCAUAUUUACUGGGCAUACAGAUUCUAUUAGUUCAAUAGCUUUUUCAUCUAUAAAAAAGGGUACGAUGCCUGAUUUUUUAUUGACUGGAUCUCGAGAUCAAACUAUUAAAUUGUGGAAUAUAUUAAAUAUAAAAGAUUCUAUUAAAUCUGUGUAUACAAGAAAAGCUCAUGAGAAGGAUAUCAAUGCAUUAGAUAUAUCUUAUGAUAAUAAAAUAUUUGUUUCUGCAUCUCAAGAUAAAAUGUGUAAAGUCUGGGACCUUUAUAAUGGAGAAGUAUUGGGUGUUUUAAAAGGACAUAAAAGAGGUGUUUGGACAGUGAAAAUUUCUCAAUACGAAAAAACAGCAAUUACUGGAUCGGCAGAUAGAUCAAUAAAAUUAUGGAAUUUGUCUGAUUAUUCGUGUUUGAAGACUUUUGAAGGUCAUACGAAUUCUGUAUUAAAAGUUCUUUUUGUUUCUUAUGGGCAACAAAUAAUAAGUUCAGGAAGUGAUGGUCUGAUUAAAUUAUGGACCAUUAAAACUAGUGAAUGCGUAACUACUUUGGACAAUCAUACAGAUAGAGUUUGGUCAUUGUGUAUUUCUUCGUCAGAAGAUAUAAUAGUAUCUGUAGGUGCUGAUUCUGUUAUAAAUUUUUGGAAAGAUAUUACGGAGGAUGAAAAAAAGAGAAUUGAUAAUGAGAAAUCUUCUUUUAUAAAAAAUGAACAACAAUUAUUUAAUUAUAUUCAGCGUCAGGAUUGGAAAAACGCAAUUAUAUUAGCUUUGUCACUGAAUCAGCCGUAUAGACUUUUGAUGUUUUUUAAGGAAAUAUUAAAUAAAAAAACAUCUGGCUUUGACAAUUCAAUCGAAGGAGUUCAUAUUAUAGAUCAAAUUCUUGAAUCAUUAAGUUUAGAAGAAUUUUCUAAUAUUAUUUCCCGUUUAAAAGAUUGGAAUACGAAUUUUCGUACAUCUUAUAUAGCUCAGAGAAUAUUGUAUAUCCUUUUACGAGCAUAUGAUGUUUCUUAUUUUUUGAAAAUUUCUAAUAUUAAAAAAGAUUUAGACGUUAUCAUACCAUAUUCUGAACGUCAUUAUAAAAGAAUUUCUGGUUUGAUUGAGGCAUCAUUUUUAAUUGAUUAUACGUUAAAAGAAAUGGAUAAUUUCCCUGAUUUUUCUAAAUUAUAA